GGAGGUAGGACUCGGUGUCGGUGCUGGUACCCGGACAGACCUGGACCAUGGCCCCGCUGCUGCUGCUGUUCCUCGGCCUCCUCACCCUGCUCCUGUGCGUCCUCCGCCGCAGGAACAGAAGACACGGUGAACCUCCACUGAUAAAAGGCUGGAUCCCCUACGUCGGAAAGGCACUGGAGUUUGGACGAGAUGCACACAAGUUUUUGGAAGAACAUAAGAAGAAGUCUGGGGACAUUUUCACAGUAGAGAUGGCAGGUAAAUACAUGACCUUCAUCAUGGACCCACUGAUGUAUCCCAGCAUCAUCAAACAUGGCCGGCAGCUCGACUUCCGCGAAUUCACCAGCAGGGUGGCGCCCAUCACUUUUGACUACCCACCCGUCACUGACAGCAAGUUCCCCGGCCUGGGGGAGCAGAUCGUUCGCUCCUUCCAGCUCCUGCAGGGCGACUGCCUCACACCCCUGACAGAUAGCAUGAUGGGUAACCUGAUGCUGCUGUUUCGUCAGGAUCACCUGGGGGCGGGGCCAGCAAAGGAGGGCAUCUGGAGAAGCGCCAAUAUGUUCGAUUUUUGCCACUCCGUCAUAUUUGAGGCCAGCUUCCUCACCCUGUAUGGUAGGCCGCCCUCUGCUCACCGCCACAGCAGCAUGGGCGUGGUGAGGAAGGACUUCAUCAAGUUUGACACCAUGUUUCCCCUCCUCAUCGCUGAGAUUCCCAUCUGGCUGCUGGGCCGGACCAAAGCCAUCCGCCAGAAGCUCAUCAACUACUUCCUGCCGCACAAGAUGGUCUGUUGGUCCAACACCUCGUGGUUUAUCAGGAGACGCUCCGAGCUGUUCGAGCAGUAUGAUGUGCUGAGGGACAUCGAUAAAGCAGCUCAUCACUUUGCCAUCCUCUGGGCCGCUGUGGGGAACACGGCCCCUGCCGCUUUCUGGGCCAUGUACCACCUGGUGAGUCACCCUGAGGCUCUGAAGUUGGUCCGGCAGGAGGUCCACGAUGUCCUGAGACUCGGCCAGGUGGAGUUCAGCAGCGACAGAGACGUGACGCUCAGCCGAGAGCAGCUGGACAAGCUCCUGUACCUGGAGAGCUCCAUCAGCGAGAGCCUCCGCCUGUCCUCGGCCUCUGUCAACAUCCGGGUGGCCCAGGAGGACUUCAGCCUGCGGCUGAAUGCCAAGCGCUCGGUGGCCAUCAGGAAGGGAGACAUUGUCGCUCUGUACCCUCAGAGUAUGCACCUGGACCCCGAAAUCUAUGAGGAGCCACAGACUUUCCGGGUUGACCGCUUUGUGCAGGAUGGCCAACAGAAGACGGACUUCUACAAGGACGGUCAGAAGCUCAGGUACUACCUGAUGCCGUUCGGCUCCGGCUCCACCAUGUGUCCCGGCCGAUACUUCGCCAUCAACGAGAUCAAACAGUUCCUGUGUCUCCUGCUGCUCUACUUCGACCUUGAGCUGGAGGAAGGUCAGCCCAGAGCCACCGUGGACCUCAGCAGAGGCGGACUGGGGGUCCUGCUGCCCGCCACAGACGUGCGCUUCCGCUACAGACUGCGAAAGUGAUGUGUGAGGGCUCUGGGCUCGACCCACAGUAGGUGAUCUGAAUCCAGUUCCAGUCAGACCAGAGCCACUGUAGGUUUACUUAUAACAAUGUUCUGGGUUCUGUUCUCUGUACAUGGAUUAACAGAAUAGAAAUCUUUGUUGAUGAUGUCACAUCUGUUGGUUCCUCAAAGGCUCAUGUAGCAAAUCAGAAACCAGCUGAUCAUAGUUUCAUACAUACCGUGUCGUCACCACCAUUUUAGUCAAGUGAAUUCUGUCCAUCACUUCCUGUGUGCCGAGCCCUUUGUACUGUGCGGUCAUGUUUCUUCAAUGUGAACAGCAGAUUGUAAAUACUGAUGAGCUGAGCACAGAUGUCAGGCCAUACACAUCAGCAGUGUUUAAUAAGCCUGGUAAAUUAACUUUAAAUUCACAUGGUAUUGUGGUAUUUGUUAUAAUUAGCUUUACAGUCCUGCUACUGAGACUGAGCUUAAAGGAACAUUUCUGUAAACCCUCUUGUUCUGUCUUCUCCAGAGGCCAUUUAACUCCAGUUUUUCCAGUGCAGAGAGUUUCUGGGUGUGUUUGGCUCAGUGACAUAUGUAUGGUGGACAAGCCAAAAUACUGUGAUUACGGCAGCUGCCAUUUCACUUUUUUUUCAGUAGAGACCAGAAGGGGAGUGACAGCAUCAAACGGCCAAUCAAAGCUGCCAAAAUCAACUGACAUGCCUCUUUUUAUAUCAUCAAAUAACUAAUUAAAACAAACUUACCAGAAAAAUGGUAACUUGUACACACAGCCUACAACAGAAGUGACGUCUGGGAAAAAGUGUAUAUAAUUUGUACUUUGAGUUUUUAGUUUGACUCAUGUCCCAUCCACUAACCCGGAGGGGGGAUGGUUUAUGACCUACACUGCAGAUGUGAUACCCACCAAUGGAUUGUCACAGUUGUUGAGUUGGUAUGUGAUGUUAUAUAUUUUUGUGUACAAGACAUGGCCAAUUUGUCUGUUUGUAAAGGAUUUAAGUUUUCAGCUAGGUGGAGUAUGCACCUCAGGAGCGCUGGUUUGACAUCUGCACGACCUACUGUACGUUUCUUCAGAUGGGAAAACAGCCU
This is a messenger RNA of Monopterus albus (swamp eel), 2623 nucleotides long. RefSeq names its product cytochrome P450, family 7, subfamily B, polypeptide 1 (gene cyp7b1). Gene Ontology annotation, molecular function: iron ion binding; heme binding; steroid hydroxylase activity. The transcript is spliced from 6 exons. The record is from RefSeq and is a predicted model, not a curated record. The coding region runs from base 48 to 1544 and encodes 498 amino acids. NCBI's taxonomy places the organism in Eukaryota, Metazoa, Chordata, Actinopteri, Synbranchiformes, Synbranchidae. Gene Ontology annotation, biological process: cholesterol homeostasis; bile acid biosynthetic process.